ACAAUAGAGGAUUGGUGUCAUGUAAUGAUAAAGAACAAGAGAAAAGGUUGAGAUGAAAAGAUUUUUGCUGUCUUGUCGUCUUUAUUAUAAAUCGUUAAAGUAAUCUCGGAGGAAUCGGAUGGAAGUUUAAAAGACAAAAAGAUCGUAGAAGGGUCUCAUCAAGAUAAAGCAUACGAUGAGGGACCAUACAGACAAACAUUGAAUAGUAGAGGGACAACCGAGCUUAUUGACUCCCUGUGUAUAAAGAGAUGGCGAAGUCCUCUACUACAAGCAGCCAAGUCGAGAAGAAGUGCCAUUUCACACACAACACACUUGGUCUCUGUUUUCUCAACCGAGAUUCCUGGUGAAUUUCCGUAACCAGCAUUCUGUCUGGUAUUUCUUUCUCCGAAUUCUCUACUAUUUUACUCAUACAAACAGGCACAUUCCUGCUUGCUUCAGCCCUUCUUGUUCAAGACUUGAUUUUUGUGGCUUUCAUGUAAUCUUGGCUUCCUUGUUUUGGGCUUACUUUUCUUUUUCUGUUUCUUGGCUGUGCAAGAAAAAUGAAAAGCUGACUUUCGGUUGUUUUGGUAACAAAAUCUGUGGCUGGUUGAUGAUGACAUGCAGUCAAAAGAAACGAAUCUACAUUUCUUUUCCUUUCUUGAUUUCAUUUCUUUGUAAGGAAAGGGAGAUUUUGCUCGAUCAAUCCUCCCUACAUUUCAUUUCCUCAGCUUUGAAUGUCAAAGAUUUCCUUUCUGUUUUUUUAGAAAGAAUCAAAUUUCUCUGUUUUCCAUUUUGUCCUUUCAUUUUUUACUUUUGAUGUAACAGUUUGGUAAAGGAGUUUCUUUUACAGAGAUCAUGGAGAACAUGAAAACCCCAUUUAGAGGUAUCCUAAACGAUGUUAAAGGAAGAAUAGCUUGCUAUAAACAAGAUUGGGUUGCUGGCAUUCUUUCUGGAUUCGGUAUACUAGCACCAACUACAUAUAUCUUCUUCGCUUCAGCCCUUCCUGUUAUUGCCUUCGGAGAGCAACUUAGUAGAGAUACAGAUGGAAGCUUGAGCACAGUAGAAACAUUAGUUUCUACUGCUCUUUGUGGCAUCAUACACUCAAUACUUGGUGGCCAACCUCUUUUAAUUUUAGGAGUAGCAGAGCCAACUGUUAUAAUGUACACUUAUUUGUACAACUUUGCUAAAGGAAGGGAACAUUUAGGACAAAAACUCUUCUUGGCUUGGGCUGGAUGGGUUUGUGUCUGGACAGCUGUUUUGCUGUUUCUUCUUGCAAUAUUCAAUGCUUGUGCUAUAAUCAAUCGGUUUACUCGGUUAGCAGGCGAACUUUUUGGCAUGCUGAUUUCUGUUUUAUUCAUCCAAGAGGCUAUCAAGGGCAUGGUCAGCGAGUUUGAAAUUCCCAAAUCUGAGGACCCGAAGUUAGAUAAGUAUCAAUUUCAAUGGCUUUACACUAAUGGACUGUUGGGUAUCAUAUUCACUUUUGGACUUCUUUACACUGCCUUAAAAAGUAGAAGGGCAAGAGCAUGGUGGUAUGGCACAGGGUGGUUUAGAAGUUUCAUUGCAGACUAUGGUGUUCCUUUGAUGGUUGUGGCAUGGACAGCACUUUCAUUUAGCAUACCUAGCAAAGUUCCUUCUGGGGUUCCCAGAAGACUUUUUAGCCCUCUUCCACGGGACUCUGCAUCCUUACAUCACUGGACUGUCAUCAAGGAUAUGGGAAAUGUCCCUCCAGCAUACAUCUUUGCUGCAUUUAUUCCUGCUGUGAUGAUAGCAGGGCUCUACUUUUUUGACCACAGUGUUGCAUCCCAGAUGGCACAACAAAAGGAGUUCAAUCUUAAAAAUCCUUCUGCGUACCAUUAUGACAUCUUGCUACUGGGCUUUAUGACUUUGCUUUGUGGAUUAAUCGGGCUACCUCCUUCUAAUGGUGUUCUACCACAGUCUCCUAUGCAUACUAAGAGCCUUGCAGUCCUCAAAAGACAGUUGAUUCGAAGGAAGAUGGUGGCAAGUGCCAAGGAAAGCAUCAAACAGAAAGCUAGCAACUCUGAAAUCUAUGGCAAUAUGCAAGCUGUGUUCAUUGAAAUGGACAGCAUUCCAAUUAAUGCAGUAAUUAAAGAGCUGGAAGACCUGAAAGAGGCAGUCAUGAAAGGAGAAGAUCCAAAGGAUACGUUUGAUCCUGAGAAGCACAUUGAUGCCUACUUGCCUGUCCGAGUUAAUGAGCAAAGAGUUAGCAAUUUUCUUCAGUCUCUACUUGUGGCAGCAUCAGUAUGUGCUAUGCCUGCAAUAAAGCUGAUACCUACAUCAGUACUUUGGGGAUAUUUUGCUUACAUGGCAAUUGACAGUCUUCCUGGGAACCAGUUCUGGGAGAGAAUGCUACUUCUAUUCAUUGCACCUGGCCGGCGCUAUAAGGUCCUGGAGGGGAUUCAUGCUUCCUUUGUGGAAUCAAUUCCAUUCAAAUACAUAGCCAUAUUUACCAUCUUCCAAUUCGUCUAUUUCCUGGUCUGUUUUGGUGUGACCUGGAUUCCGAUAGCUGGAAUCUUGUUCCCCCUGCCGUUCUUUAUUCUCAUCAGCAUCAGACAGCACGUCCUUCCUAAGUUGUUCCGUCCAAAUCAUUUGCGGGAACUAGAUGCAGCCGAAUAUGAGGAGAUUACCGGCGCCCCACGACUUUCUCUCAGCUUCUCUUUCAAGGAACGAGAAGCACCUGUUCUUGGAAAUGAGGAAGGCAAAGUCGAAAUGUGUGAUGCUGAGAUAUUAGACGAGCUAACUACCAGCAGAGGGGAGUUGAAGGUUAGAACUGUAAGCUUCAGGGAAGAGAAUGCUACUCAGGUCUGCUCCAAUGGUGCUGUCCAACCAGAAUGAGAGAUGGUGAAUUGUACUCGGAAGAUAUAAAUGGCGACGACGACGACAUUUACAGUUAGGAGAGAAGAAUUCCAUCAUAAUAGUUACAGAAAGAAGCCAAGAACAGAUCAUUAAGUUUUGUCCAGUCAGAAUUAUCCCAUCCUUUAAUUUCUAGUCCCUUCAAUGUAUAUAAAUCCAAAUUAGCAUUAGUAAAGCGAUAGAGAAGAUUUGCAGUAUAUUUCAUGAGAUUACUUA
Molecule: messenger RNA, 3066 nt
Organism: Populus trichocarpa (black cottonwood)
Lineage: Eukaryota; Viridiplantae; Streptophyta; Magnoliopsida; Malpighiales; Salicaceae
Product: boron transporter 4
Exons: 14
Coding region: 835-2832 (665 amino acids)
Biological process (GO): monoatomic anion transport; transmembrane transport; monoatomic ion homeostasis
Cellular component (GO): plasma membrane
Molecular function (GO): solute:inorganic anion antiporter activity
Source: RefSeq, a predicted model, not a curated record